AUGUUAACAACUUCAAUUGCGUUUCGACCAAUGCUUGCUCUAGGUGUGCCCCUUCCUGUUCCUUUUGCAUUAUAUGCUUCUCACACCUUAGAGUUGCGUUCCUGCCUACUACUCAGCUUAUUCUUCCACGUUUCUUUCACUGUCCUCACCGCCUCCUUUGCCCAAUCACGGAUACUUCCUUCCACCGCCUUUUAUUUCUUUCAUCUGCCUCCGUCUUUUGAGUCAACAUCUACCGAUCAAGUACCUCCCUCUUCUUUCCAAAUACAUCUCUUCUUUCCGACAGAAGACGUUGGCGAGUCCUUCUCCGUUCACGGAGGAACCACUACGACCCUAAACUCAAGACUUCAGUUCGCCUUCCCCACUGCUCUUAGAAGAAAUAAACCACCGACAUUGGCGAGUGCACGUGCGUUCACGAAAGAACACCAUCACAAACCUAAACUCAAGACUUCAAGGAGAUCGAUUAUACAAAGGAGGCGGCAAAUGCCGAGUUGUUGGGUAUCACUCAAGUUCGGGAACAGCUUGAUCAUGUUUUCUUCAAGGUUCAACCUUCAUAUUUUAUUUGUUCGAUUGAUGAUUCUCUGUUUUUUUUUUUUUUUUGCUAAUUUCUUGUUGAUUGAGAGUUUUAUGUUUGCUCUAAUUAAUCUGUACAUGGCUCCUACAGACAUCAGGACCGAAGAGUGGUUUGAAGCGAACUCAAAAGGUCAAUUUUUUUUUUUUGUAAAAGUUGGUUACCAAGGCCUGGAGUCAGAAUCAAAGCUUUUGUGUGUUUUGUUCAUGGAUAUGGCGACACUUUCACCUUUUUCUUUGAAGGUUUCCAAAGAACAAGCAUAG
This is a messenger RNA of Lactuca saligna, 831 nucleotides long. The record is from the annotation of a GenBank genome assembly. Lineage: Eukaryota; Viridiplantae; Streptophyta; Magnoliopsida; Asterales; Asteraceae.